Triplophysa rosa is the source of this 1160-nucleotide messenger RNA. RefSeq lists its product as uncharacterized. Gene Ontology annotation, biological process: vesicle-mediated transport; SNARE complex assembly; vesicle fusion. The transcript is spliced from 3 exons. Gene Ontology annotation, molecular function: SNAP receptor activity; syntaxin binding. Gene Ontology annotation, cellular component: plasma membrane; SNARE complex. NCBI's taxonomy places the organism in Eukaryota, Metazoa, Chordata, Actinopteri, Cypriniformes, Nemacheilidae. The record is from RefSeq and is a predicted model, not a curated record. Bases 193 to 498 code for a protein of 101 amino acids.
CCUGACUGGGAGGGGAAGGUCUGUUUGCAAAUGAGUUCUGCAAUGUUCCAUCCUGUUUCUUAGUGCCUUUAGCUAACACGAAUGAGAAGUUGGGUUUUCAAACUUUAUUUUUAAGCAAUGGUUAUAAUCUUGGGGUAAACUUACAACAAGAGGUAAAUUCUUGAACCCAGGAACGUAUUUAACAGCACCAGUAUGGCUGACUACAACACUGAACCAGCACCUACAAAACUCAAUCAAGUUCAGGAUCAAGUUAAUGAUGUUAAAGUGAUUCUCAAAGACAACAUCAACAAAGUUCUGGAGCGAGGAGAAAGGUUGGAUGACCUGAUUGGCAAAACAGAUGAUCUUCAAGCCACGGCUGACUCAUUUCAAAGGACGUCAUCACGUGUUGCCAGAAAGAUGUGGUGGAAAAACACUAAGAUGAUGAUUAUAAUAGGUGUGGUAGUGCUUGCAAUUAUUGUGUUAAUAAUUCUGCUGGCAACAGGAGUGAUUCCCUCAUAAUCCAUUUAGAUCGUAUUAAUGUAUAUGCCCUUGUAAAGUAUAUUUAGAUGAGUUGUUUUUUACUGUGAAAUGUUUUCUUUUGCUGCUUUCGCAUAAAAUACAUUUCAAGUGACAUUCCAUAUAAACCUGUUAAGAGAUAGUAGUGUACAUAUGUUUUUCUAAUGGGAAAAUUCACUAUUUCUCUAAACUACAGCACGAUUAAUUACAAAUUAACUCUAGUAAAUGUUUCAGUGUGGUAUUUAACAUGUGACUUCAUUUUCACAUCAAGACCAAGCCAUUUCAAUAAUUUUGUAUAAAAUAACCAAGGGAAACCGAAGUCUGCAUCCUCUGAGAGGAGUUUUGAGUCUCGAGUAGUUUGAAUGUUGUAAUUUCCUUUAUGACAAUGUGACUUGUCAUGUGACAGUCAUGUGACCCCUGAACUUCAAACUACAGUCAAAUAACUUUGUACUUAUAACACUAACUUUAUACUUGACAAAAUGCAUUUGAUGGGUUUAUUGUUCUCUUUUAUUUUCAAGAUCAAGAUAUUGUUAGAAAAGGCUGUAUGACAGAAAUUAGUAUAUUAAUGUUAAUGGGUACUGACUAUCAUCUUGGCAUAUUUUGUUAUUGAUAUCAUUCAACAAUUUAAAGUGCAGACUGAUACAUUUAUGAGCCUGACAGCAAAU